Molecule: messenger RNA, 5520 nt
Organism: Engraulis encrasicolus (European anchovy)
Lineage: Eukaryota; Metazoa; Chordata; Actinopteri; Clupeiformes; Engraulidae
Gene: tbc1d12b
Product: TBC1 domain family, member 12b
Exons: 15
Coding region: 160-2964 (934 amino acids)
Source: RefSeq, a predicted model, not a curated record
UGGCUAGGGAAGGUGUCUACCGGUUUCUCAUCUUUCAAAGCUUUGCGUUAUGUGGAUGAUUAGGCGUUAAAGCACCUUCAUUUUGUUUAUGACGGUGCUUUACACGGGCAUACACGUCGGAAAUGGAGUCGUGGAGUCGUUGAAAGGUUCGUGAAUGAGAUGGAACAUGCCGAGAAUGGUGCCUCGCAACUGACAUUGUCAACUGAUGUGAACGAAAACACGGAAACGGGCUUUUCUGUGUCUGAGCUGAGUAUCGAUGCCUCUGUCCGUGUUAUUAGCGGUGACAAAGGCGUCAGUAAAGUCUGCUCCGAAGGCAAGAAGGACUCGGAUGAAAGAAGGGCACCUGCUGAUAGCCGUGCAGGAGCGGUUUAUGCAGACGAUGGAUUUAGUGGGACUAAAAGUACAAUGCUCGGCUUCGUAGCAGCAAAGGGGAUAUCGGGUGGAACCAAAAACAACUGUGUCUCUUCGGACCACCACAUCGAUGAUUCUUCAUUGAACCGGGUUACCGAGUCAUCGAGGCUGUCAAUGGUUGAAUCGACUGCCGGAGGUACGGUUACCUCUGCAGGGAACCCUAGGGUUGCUGAUGUUGCGAACUGUCAGUCGGACCCAGACGAGGCUAACCCUCGAGACUUUGCUGGGGCUGUGGAGGUGGAGCACCCCAAAACCAACACUAGCGGGGAUAUGCAAAAGGACACGAUAAGCUCCACCAAACAAGAGCCUCGAAGCGGCAUCUCGCAGGUGCCACGGCCCGGCGAUGGGCACGAGCACCAGGAGAUUUACCGAUGCCAGGCCUUACAACCUGCUGAGCCGCCGACGCUACGUAACGGGGACUUGAAUGGCACCGGUCAGCUCACCCCUGUCAAGGGUCCGGGCAACGAAUCAAAGGGGGAGCCUGCUGUUGGUAAAGUAGCAGACAGCGUCAACAUGGCAAACGGAGAAGUUAUGGCAGCGGAGAACAGGGAAGGCUUUGCCACAGGCUCGCCACAGUCUCGGGUAACCGAGGCAUGUCUAUCAAAAGCGCCGGUGGAAAAUCCCUCGCCCCAUUCACGGCAACAGCACAGCCGCACUGGCGGCGACUCGCAGUCGCAGACAGACGACAGUGAUGCGUUCGAAGACUCGUGCACGUCUUCCCCGUGUCGCCAGGUUCAAAGAGACGCGUCGCCCGUGACUGUCCCCAGGGUCGAACUAACCCUAGGGCCCGACACGGAACCUAGCACCACCGCCACUACUACCACUAGGCCACAGUCUCUGAGAUCUCUCCACCACAGCACGCACUUCCUAAGCUGCGACUCAACGCCGCUGAGCCCGGACAAGAGCAACGUCUUCCUGCUGCGUCCCGAUGCAUGCGGGGGGCAGCACGCCGCCGACUUCAAUUUUAUGGACGUCAAUCUCAACUCGAGGAACACGUUUGAGAUCAGCCGACGUCAGAGCGCCCCGGACAACAUGCCCGGGGUGAUGAGCGUGGCCGCUGCCGCGGCCGCUGCGGCCGCAUCCGAUCAGAUGUCAAAACAGAAAAAGCAAGGCAUCUCUGAUUUCUUUGGCAGGGGCUUGUUUUCCAAGAAGCAGUGUGAGCAACAGAGUGCCCCGGGCUGGAAGCUGUUCGGGAAGGUGCCGCCCAGAGAGAACAACCCCAAGGACUCCAGAACCAUACAGCAGGACAGUAACCAGGCCAGCCUAACAUCAGUUUCUACACCCAGUCUUUUAGGCACAGCGGAGUAUGAGGCCAGGAGAUCCCAGUCAGGCCACUCCCCUCCUUCCCAGUCAGCGUCGGGACGCCGCAAGAACCUGGAGUUCGAACCCCUCUCCACCACCGCUCUCAUACUGGAGGACAGGCCAGCGAACCUUCCGGCCAAGUCUUCAGAAGAGGCCCUGAGGCAUCGGCAGGAGUACGACGAGAUGGUGGCCGAGGCCAAGAAGAGAGAGCUGAAGGAGGCCCAGAGGAAGAAGAAGAUGAUGAAGGAGCGCUUCAGGCAGGAGGAGAGCAUCGCCAUCGCCAUGGUAGCAUGGAACACAGAGAUACUGCCCAACUGGGAAACCAUGCGUAGUACGCGGCGCGUGAGGGAGCUGUGGUGGCAGGGUCUACCACCUAACGUCCGCGGCAAAGUCUGGAGCCUGGCCAUCGGCAACGAGCUCAACAUCACGCCUGAGUUGUACGAGAUCUUUCUCUCCAGGGCUAAGGAGCGGUGGAAGACUUUCAGUGAAACAGGAAUAGACACAGAGACCGAGGAGUCGGGGGCGUCUCUGGCCGACAGGGAGUCCAGUCUGGACGUCAUCAAGUUGGACAUCUCACGCACUUUCCCCUCCCUCUUCAUCUUCCAGAAGGGUGGGCCAUACCAUGAUGUCCUUCACAGCAUCCUGGGGGCGUACACCUGUUACAGACCAGAUGUGGGAUAUGUGCAGGGCAUGUCGUUCAUCGCGGCCGUGCUGAUCCUCAACCUGGAGGAACCGGACGCCUUCAUUGCCUUCGCAAACCUCCUCAAUAAGCCCUGUCAGAUGGCCUUCUUCAGAGUCGACCACGAACUGAUGAUGAAGUACUUUGCUGCGUUCGAGGUGUUCUUUGAGGAGAACCUCCCGAGACUCUUCACACACUUUAAGAGCUGCAGCCUCACCCCCGACCUCUACCUUAUAGACUGGAUCUUCACGCUGUACAGUCGUCCGCUGCCGCUGGACGUGGCGUGCCGCGUGUGGGACGUGUUCUGCCGCGACGGGGAGGAGUUCCUGUUCCGCACGGGGCUGGGCAUCCUCAGGCUGUUUGAGGACGUGCUGCUGCAGAUGGACUUCAUCCACAUGGCCCAGUUCCUGACGCGGCUGCCCGACGGCCUGCCCUCCGACGCCCUCUUCGCCUGCAUCUCCGCCACGCAGAUGCUCAGCGGGAACAGGAAGUGGACACAGGUCUUCAAUGCUCUCAUGAAGGACAGCAAAGAGGCAGAGAAGACCAGUAGUCCAGCGCUUAAAAGUUCCUAACUUAACUUGCCCUCAAACUUUGGACCACAAGUUAAAGAGAACUUUUAAAACCUUCAUGUCACUGUGGACGGAGGACUUAAAAUGCCGCAACAAGAACUCUGGAAAAGAAUUCUGGAACAAUUCUGAAAUGGAAGAGAGAGAGAGAAAAAAAGAAUUUCGAACUGAAAAACAGAAAAACCAAAUUCUCCUGUGUGGAAGACUCACCUAGAAAGCCUAGGGGAAAUCACUUGAAUCUUUUGGAGAAGAAGAAAAAGAAGAAAAAAAACCUUUGCCAGUAUUACUUCCACAAUCAGGAAAAAAUGUGGCUUUGAAGUGUGAGUGUAUGAUGAUGAGGAUGAUUGUUCGUUGUUGUUAUUUUAUUUAUUUUGGUCACUGUCAGAAGCAAUGGCUGCCUUUUUUGUUCUUGCCCAAGGUCACUUGAGCUCAACCUUUGGUGGGACCGUGUCCAAGUUUUUUUUUUUUUUUAAAGACACUGCAAUCUCCCUACUUCCAGUGGGGGACCAGUGACUGGAUCGAUUGUGCAAGGAAAAUGAAAAAAAAAAUGAAAAAAAAACACACACAAAGAAAAUUCCUCAAACACUACCACUCCUAAACCCCCAUUUCCCUGACGCAAGCCUCAACUCCAGAUAUGUUUCUCUCACGGUUGAUCCCAGGUCACUGUUGACUCCAUAAUGCAGACUCUCGCAAAGACAUUUAUUCUACUUUUUUUCUUAUGUAUUUCCCUCCCUUCCACACUUGCUCUCCUUCUCUCUCUUUCCGGUUGUGUGUUUCGGCACUAACCCCAAUACUCGUGAACUCCGGUGCGAGCGGACGGAACGGAAAUAGCUGUGUGUGUGUGUGUGAUAGCUGUGUUUUAACAGUAUCAAGGAACACAAAAGGUUUUCAAUCCCAAGGCUGUGUCAUUGUCCCCUCCAAGCUGUUUUCGUUGUGUGUCAGCCAGGAGGAGUGCAUUUCUCGACAACAUCGUUGCUAACUAAGUUAGCGACUUACUUGUUUGCAAUGCGAUUUCCCAUUGGAAACCUAGCAAGUUGCUAACUGGUUAGCAAUGAUGCUUUAGAGAGACGGGAUGCUGUAGGUCUCUCUCGUUCGGACCAAGCAGAAGAUAUCAGACCAGACGCUCACGUAUCGGUCGACACUCCCACGUGGGCCUUGCUGCUUGGACCAUUCCCCCCCAGCAGAGACGAGACGCCGGGGACACUGCACAUCGUAGCUGCUCUGAAACAAGUUCGAGUGGUUCUGAUUCCACAACAGAAGCUGUAAACCCAGGGGCCACAGUGUAAUGUAGGGUGAAUUAAGGUAAAUUGGGCCACUUUUUCCCAUUAACUUAUAUGCAAAAAAGUGGCCCAAUUCACCGGAACUCACCCUAAUGCUUUAUGUUAUGUUAUGUAAUGGUAUUGCUUCAUGCAGAAGCAUCGAGAUUAGCUACGGUAUAUGAAGGUAUCAAGAAACAGUUAAUCAGAAAUAUUUAACCUCACAUAAAGACUGAAAAUGUUUUUAAAAAAAAAAAAAAGAUGGAAGGACAGUUGCCUGGUAAAUGUGAUUUUUAACAUCUCUUUUAUUCUCACUCACACAACACACUUUUGUCUGUCAGAGAUGUUUUUGUUUGUUUGUUUGUUUGUUUGUUUGUUUUUUCUGUUGACUUUCUUUGAAAAAGAAAGUCAUUUUUUGAAGUGCAAUGGUGUGUAGCUUUAGAACAGCAAAGAGCCUCCAGAGAAAAACCACUCUGUGUGUCUUACUGUUUAGAUGCAUUGCUCAGGCAUCUUGUGUGUACUUGCAGAAAUCGAGAGAAAUCUCGAGAGAACAAAAAAAAAGCUUUUUUUUUAUUUCUUCCAUGUUGCAAACAAGUAAGUAAAUUGGUUGACGUGUCGAGAGAACGUACUGUCACUAUGUUGUUGUUACAAAAACCAUGAGAAAACAAAAAGCUUUUUUUAAUUAUUAUUUCUUACAUGUCGCAAACAAGCAAGCAAAUGAGUUGACAUGUGAAGACCUGUACACUCACGUCGUUACUCGUGCACUAAGACAGCACUUCUGCAUUCUAUGCGGCGCGUUUGCUUUUGUUAUCCAAGAGCUGAAAUGAAUGACCUGUUUUUUUUUUUUGUAGUAAACAAAACAAAAAUAUUGCGGUGAAUGUUUGUAAUUGUACGGACGACCUUAUUAAUCGUUCUUUCGAAGCAGCAUUGCUAUGCUUUUAGAAGCUCUCCACUCUGCUCAUAACUGGAGUCGGUCGCUUUUAUGUUUGUUUUGUUUUGUUUUGUUUGUUUUGAUGAAUUGGUUUGAUGAUAUGCUAUCAAAUACACGGUUUUACCGGGUUCUCUGGAUUUUAAAAGCUCUUAAGCUGUAUGAUUUAAUGUAAGAAGAUUUUUAAAAAAGCAAUGCAACUGUGUAUGAUUGAUUUGAAAUAGUGCUAUAUACUUGAGCUGUUGAUUCCACUCUCUGUCUGCUGUCUUUCUCUGUGUUGUACAGUUUUCAUACUAAGUUAUGAGUUUAAAUGUAAAUAGAUUAUGCCCUUGCUAAAAGAUCAUUAGAUAAGACGUGUAAAUAAAUCAAAACUGAAAA